GCCCAUCCCUGUCCGAGGGAUCCCAUCCAUGCCCAUCCCUGCCUUGCAGCUGGUGGUGAAGCGCCUGGGCUACGACACCCGGGUCACCAUCCUGGGCCACGUCCAGCGCGGUGGGACCCCCUCGGCCUUCGACCGCAUCCUGGGCAGCAGGAUGGGGGUGGAGGCCGUCAUGGCCCUGCUGGAGGCCACCCCCGAGACCCCGGCGUGCGUGGUGAGCCUGUCGGGCAACCAGGCCGUGCGCCUGCCCCUCAUGGAGUGUGUGCAGGUGACCAAGGACGUGACGACGGCCAUGAACGAGGGGCGCUUCGAGGAGGCCGUGAAGCUACGGGGCCGGAGCUUCGAGAACAACUGGAACGUGUACAAGCUGCUGGCCCACAUCCGCCCCCCGCCCACCAAGAGCGGGUACACCGUGGCCGUGCUCAACGUGGGGGCCCCGGCGGCGGGGAUGAACGCGGCCGUGCGCUCCACGGUCCGGAUCGGGCUCAUCCACGGCCACCGAAUGCUCGCCGUGCACGACGGCUUCGAGGGGCUCGCCCUCGGCAUGGUGGAGGAGAUCAGCUGGAACCGGGUCGGGGCCUGGACGGGCCUGGGGGGAUCCAAACUGGGCACCAAGAGGACUUUGCCCAAGAAAUACUUCGAGGAAAUCAGCGCCAACAUCAGCAAGUUUGGGAUCCACGGGCUCAUCAUCAUCGGGGGCUUCGAGGCGUUCACGGGCAGCCUGGAGCUGGUGGAGGGGCGGGCACGGUUCGAGGAGCUCUGCAUCCCCCUCUGCGUCAUCCCGGCCACCGUCUCCAACAACGUGCCCGGAUCUGACUUCAGCAUCGGUGCCGACACCGCGCUCAACACCAUCACCACUGUGAGAACUGCCUCCCUUCCCAUCCCAAAUCACACCAUCACCACU
This is a messenger RNA of Neopelma chrysocephalum (saffron-crested tyrant-manakin), 901 nucleotides long. Its product is annotated as ATP-dependent 6-phosphofructokinase, muscle type-like. Gene Ontology annotation, cellular component: 6-phosphofructokinase complex; membrane. Gene Ontology annotation, molecular function: AMP binding; ATP binding; fructose-6-phosphate binding. Lineage: Eukaryota; Metazoa; Chordata; Aves; Passeriformes; Pipridae. The annotation marks the transcript as partial. The record is from RefSeq and is a predicted model, not a curated record. Gene Ontology annotation, biological process: fructose 1,6-bisphosphate metabolic process; fructose 6-phosphate metabolic process; canonical glycolysis. The transcript is spliced from 8 exons.